CUUCCUAAACAAAAAAAAAAUCACUUCUUUAUAUAAUUGUAAUUCACUUUCUUUAAAAAAAAUUAUUCACCAAAUCAUAUAUUGUGAUUCACUCUCAAAAAAAAUAUUCACAUAUUUUCCAUAUUUUUAUUGUGUAAAAUAUUAUUCUAUAUCUUUUACUUUUUUUUGGUAUUCUACCUGAUUUACCGUUUGGUCUAAUCCGAAUUCGGGCUCAAUUCUAGGUCUAAAUUAAGAUUCAAACUUUUUCAAUUUCAUUUGAAAAUAUGAGGAUUAUUUUUUGGUAGAUUUUGAAUUAACAUUAUAAUUCGUUAUAAAAUUUUGUAAAAACCGUGCGUGGCUCUGGCACGAGACUUAAUCUAGUUUUUUAAAAUAAUAAUGUCUCAUUUUGUCUGUUAUGUAAGAAUAUAAGACGAGAAAAUAUAAGUUGCUCUCAGUGAUAAAUAAAAACGGUUUAUCCCAUAGCAUUUUCGUAAAUAAAUCAAUAAUUUUUUCAUUAAUGUGGGCUCUAUAGUUGAUGAUGAUUGGAUAAAGGUUGUUGAUUUAUUUACGAAAAUGUAUGUGAUUAAUAAAAAUUGUUCAUCAUUGAGAGUAAUUGGGGCAAGCUCAAGUAAGACGAUAGAAUUAUUAAUAUGCAAAAUGAGUUGUUUCUAAUACUACCUAUGUUGCAAAUAAUUUAAAAUAAAGGUAGUAAUAUUUAUUUAAUUUUUUCUUUUUUUUUUCAAUUAUGACCUCAAAUCGAUUUCAAAAGGCUAAUAUGACUCUUAAAACGAGCAAAUUUUAGCACAAAAAUCGAUAUUUCUUGUCCUAUUUGUCGUUGUUGUUGCACAUGAUUUUUUAGUUAAGACUUAACAUGCAGUGAAAUCUAACUUUUUUUUAAAUUUUUUUUUUUUAUUUAAGGUUGGUAUUUAAAAUAUUGAAAAAAAAGGGAUGGUUACCCCUAAAUAAGGUGUUUUAAGGGGUGUUUAUUUAUAAAAUUUCCUGAAUAUAAUCGUCAAUUACCAAUUUAAAAGAUAAUGCUACCAUUUUUGCAAGAUCCUUUAAUAAAUUAUAACGUUCUUUGCAACAAGAGUAUUGAUUGUUUCUCUCAUAAAAUUAUUCAUGUAAUGUUUAAAAAAUAUUUGGUUCUAAACGAUACUUGAUCCUUUAAUUAUCACAAAUCACAAUAUGACAUAUACAAGGACUUGGUAAAAAAUAACACUUGAAUUUUUUGACUAACAAACCAUUAAUUAUAAGCCUCCCCUUGCAUAUAUCAUCCAAAGCCCAAAUUAACCCGAAAGUUUCAAAGGAACGAAAAAGAAGCUGAUUUUGGUGCACAGAAGAACAUUCAUUUAAAUAUGGCACAAACAGUACGAAACUUGUGUGUUACAUUGGCACUAGAGCUAUGUGCAACUCUACUCUUUGUUUACCCUUCUAUCUCUUUUGCCACACAAGACAAGACUCUCUUCUUCGUCUUUGGCGAUUCACUCUACGACAAUGGUAUGUCUUUGUAUACCGGCGAUAAGGAAGCCGGAGCAAGGUAUUGGCCAUACGGCGAAAGUUACUUUAAGAAGCCUGCUGGGAGGUACUCUAAUGGCCUCAAUAUCCCAGAUUUCAUAGGUAUUUUUUGCUUAUAUAAUACAAUAAUAUGUCGUAUGUGUAUAGUGUUUGCAUUCAAUUUAGCAUAUUCUCAAUUUGCGGGUUUGCCAUAUAUGCCACCACCAUAUUUACUGCCAGGGAAUAAAAACUACACCAAUGGAAUAAAUUUCGCUUCUACAAGUGCUUGUGUACUCGUCGAAAAUUGUCCUAAGGCGAUAAAUUUGAAGAUGCAAUUGGACUACUUUGUUGAAAUGGUGCAAAAUUUGACCAAGCAAGUUGGGAAAUCGGAGGCUAAUAGGCUGUUAUCUAGAGCAGUCUAUUUAUUUGACAUUGGCAAAAAUGAUUAUGUUACUCUUCUCCAAAUGAAUCGCGAAAAACGUCCUCUCUCCUCUUCAGAGAAGAGUCUCUACGUGAAACAAAUACUGGGCAACCUCACCAUCCACAUCAAAACCAUCUACAAAAAAGGAGGAAGAAAAUUUGCAUUCCAAAACAUUGGUCCUAUUGGAUGCAUGCCAUCAAUGAAAUAUAUGCUUGGAUUCAAUGGAACUUGUGCGGAGGAGCCGCUAGAGCUAGCCAGGAUGCACAAUGCUGCAUUUGCUGCCAAAGCCAACACAUUGCAAAGCAAAUUACCAGGAUUUAAUUACACAAUCUAUGACUUCUACACCGCAUUACACCAUCGUGUCUUAUAUGGCAACGUAUAUGGUUUCGAGGAAACCGAAACAGCAUGCUGUGGAAGUGGAGUGUUCAAUGGUGAUUAUACUUGCCAGAAUAGAUCAAUGACCUUCUCAGUGUGCUACAAAGUGAAAGAUUAUUUGUGGUAUGAUGCUUGGCACCCGACCCAUAAAGCUUGCCGGCAAUUAGCAAAAGAAUUCUGGAGUGGAGGAUACAACAAUGUUGCUCCUUAUAAUUUAAGGACUUUGUUUGCCAUGGGUUGA
This is a messenger RNA of Chenopodium quinoa (quinoa), 2510 nucleotides long. RefSeq names its product GDSL esterase/lipase 3-like. The coding region runs from base 1335 to 2510 and encodes 391 amino acids. Gene Ontology annotation, molecular function: hydrolase activity, acting on ester bonds. Lineage: Eukaryota; Viridiplantae; Streptophyta; Magnoliopsida; Caryophyllales; Amaranthaceae. The record is from RefSeq and is a predicted model, not a curated record. The transcript is spliced from 5 exons.